CAGAAAUGCGGCGUUAUGCGGCGACAGCCACAGACCUGUAUUUUCGUGUUGGGAGGAAAGAUGGCGGCGGCCGAACCAGAUAUGGAGCCAGCGUCUGCUCCAUGUUCGGAAUUUCUCAACUUCUCCGCCAAAGACACCGCUGCGCGCUGGUUAACGGCGGUCGAUCUGCAGCAGGACGUAUUCCGACACCUGGCCGUGUAUGUUCCCAGAAUUCUUUGCCUCGGUCCGACAGGGGUGAACAGCAGGGAGGAGCAGAGGGAGGAGCUAGCCUGUCAGCUGCUGCUCCUGGCUCCUCUGGAAUGGCUUCUCCUGGGGGAGGAGCCUGCCGCUGGAUUGGCGCGUCUCCAGGAGAACAACCAGCCGUCCCCGCUGUGUGGACACGUGUUUAAGGUGGGAGAGCCCACCUACUCCUGCAGGGAGUGUGCCGCUGAUCCCACAUGUGUUCUGUGCAUGCAGUGUUUCCUGGGCAGUGUCCACAAAGACCAUCGAUACAGGAUGACCACGUCAGGCGGUGGAGGUUUCUGUGACUGUGGAGACUCUGAGGCCUGGAAGAAAGGUCCUUACUGUCAGAAACACACACCCACAGACACUAGCAGAGACACUGAGGAGGACCCUGUUGCUCAGCUUCCAGCUGACGUGGUUGCCCGUUGUUUCAGCAUCUUCUCCAUCAUGCUGAGGUACGCUGUCGACCUUCUGACCUGGGACCAGGAGGACGAGCUGCCCGCAGGACUCAAACCACCGGAUAGAGCAGACACCUUCUACUGCAUGUUGUUUAAUGAUGAAGUCCACACGUAUGAGCAGGUGAUCUACACGCUGCAGAAAGCCGUCAACUGCAGCCAAAAAGAGGCUGUAAGCUUUGCCACGACUGUCGACAGAGAGGGCAGGAAGUCUGUUCGUUAUGGAGACUUUCAGUUCUGUGAACAGGCCAAGUCCAUCAUCGUGAGGAACACCGGCCGCCAGUCGAAGCCGCUCCGCGUUCAGGUGAUGCACUCAUCUGUCGUCGCUCAUCAGUGUUUUGCUCUGAAGACACUCACCUGGCUGGGUCAGAUCAUUCAGUACUCUGAUGGUCUUAGGAGAAUUCUCUGUCAGGUUGGACUUCAGCAGGGUCCUGAAGGAGAGAACUCGUCCCUGGUCGACAGACUGAUGCUCAACGACUCCAAGAUGUGGAAAGGAGCCAGGAACAUCUACCACCAGCUGCUCAUGAACAGUCUCCUCAUGGACCUCGAGUACAAGAAGAUCUUUGCCAUUCAGUUUGCCAAGAACUAUGAACGACUGCAGAGCGACUAUGUGACGGACGACCACGACCGUGAGUUCUCCAUCACUGACCUCUCCGUGCAAAUGUUCACCGUCCCGUCACUGGCGCGGAUGUUGAUGGUGGAGCAGAACCUCAUGAGCACGAUCAUCAGGACGUUUGUGGAUCACCUCCGUCACAGAGACCUGCAGGGACGAUUCCAGUUCGACCGGUACACGGCGCAGCAGGCCUUUAAGUUCGGCCGAGUCCAGAGCCUCAUCGGAGACUUGAAGUACGUCCUGAUCAGUCGUCCCUCUGAAUGGACCAAUCAGCUCAGACUGAAGUUUCUAGAAGGUCUGGAUGCUUUUCUGGAGCUGCUCAAGUGUAUGCAGGGUAUGGACCCGGUGGUGAGACAGGUUGGACAGCACAUAGAGAUGGAGCCUGAAUGGGAGGCAGCGUUCACACUGCAGAUGAAACUCACUCCCAUCAUCUCCAUGAUCCAGGAGUGGUGCUGCACUGAUGAGCACGUGUUGAUCGAGGCGUACAGGAGGUGUCUGAGCGCGCUCAGUCAGUGUCACAGUGGCCUCCCUGAUGGUGAGCAGCCAAUCAGCUUGAGUUUGGCCGGACACUGUGUGGAGACGUUCAGGUACCAGGUGUCCCAGGAAAAGGUGUCCAUACACCUGCCGGUGUGCAGACUGCUGGCAGGUCUGCAUGUUCUGUUGAGCAGGACUGAGGUGGCCUCACGUGUCCCUGAGCAGCUCCCCCUGGGUGAACUCAGCCCUCCCCUACUGAUUGAGCUCCCCCUCCGCUGCCUGGUGCUCUGUGCCCAAGUGCAUGCUGGGAUGUGGAGGAGGAACGGCUUCUCCCUGAUCAACCAGAUCUAUUAUUACCACAAUGUGAAGUGCAGAGUGGAGAUGUUUGACAAAGACAUCAACAUGCUGCAGGUGGGGGCAUCCAUGAUGGAUCCAAACCACUUCCUGAUGAUUGUUAUGAGUCGAUUUGAACUUUUCCACAUAUUCAGCUCUGCGGACGUCAGGAAGAGAUACAGAGAGGCCAACAAGGAUGUGGUCCAGCAGAACAACACACUGAUUGAGGAGAUGCUUCACCUCAUCAUCAUGGUCAUCGGUGAGCGUUAUGUGUCAGGUGUUGGACAGGUGGCGCCCUUUGAUGAGGUCAGAAGAGAAAUCAUCCACCAGCUGUCGAUCAGACGGAUGGCUCACAGUGAGCUGGUGAAGGCUUUACCUGAGAAUGGGAAUAAGGAGACAGGUCUGGAGCGAGUCAUCGACAGCGUGGCUUCAUUCAAGGAACCAGGUGUGACGGGGCGUGGCCUGUAUGAGCUGCGUCCUGAGUGGAACAAACACUUCAACCUGUACUUCCAUCACUAUAGCAGAGCCGACCAGUCCAAGGCGGAAGAGGCUCAGAGGAAGCUGAGGAGACAGAAUGGUGAAGACACAGCCCUCCCUCCCCCUCCCCUCCCCCCCCUCUCCUCCCUCUUUGCCAGUCUAGUGAACCUGCUGCAGUGUGACAUGCUGCUGGCCAUAGAGGGCGCUGUGCUGCAGUGGGCUGUGGAGCCCAGUGGGGGGGGCUGGACUGAGUCCAUGCUGCAGAGGGUGCUCCACCUGGUGGGCAUGGCUCUGCUGGAGGAGCAGCAGCAGCUGGAGAACAGCAGCAUAGACGAUGACAUCGUCACCUUCAACUACACCUGCAAGAUCACACGUCCAGGUGAGUCUCCCAGUCCUUCUGGAAGUGUCCUCGCUCUGUUGGAGUCUCUGCAGAACGCUCCUCACCUGGAGGUUCAUAAAGACAUGAUCACCUGGAUCCUCAAGAUGGUGACAAACAUUAAAACAAUGAGAGAGCGAACGUCUGCGACGUCCAGCUACACCAUGAGUCCAGGAGCUGGACAGGAGGAGACAGUCAGAGACCGCGACAAGGCGGAGAGGAAGAGGAAGGCGGAGAUGGCUCGUCUUCGUCGUGAGAAGAUCAUGGCUCAGAUGUCGGAGAUGCAGAAACAUUUCAUCAACGAGAACAAAGAACUGUUUCAGCAGAGUCUGGAGGAGUUGGAGGCGUCGACGUCAACGGCCGCACACUCCAGUUCCCCUGGUUUGGUGCCGACCUGCGUCUCACAGGUGUGUGUUGGUCCCAGGAGAGUGGGCGGAGCUGAUCAACGUCAGCUGGUCACCUGUAUCCUGUGUCAGGAGGAGCAGGAGGUCAAAGGUCACGGCAGAGCAAUGGUGCUGGCUGCGUUUGUCCAGAGGUCAACUGUUCUGUCUAAAAACCGCCACCGCAGUCUGCCCAACCCAGAGCGGUACGACCCUGUGUUCCAGCACCCUGAUCUUUCUCUGGGGAUUUACACAGCCAGCUGUGGGCACAUCAUGCACGCUACCUGCUGGCAGAGGUACUUUGAGGCCGUGCAGGUGAAGGAGCAGAGACGUCAGCAGCGUCUCAGAGGUCACACCAGCUACGACGUGGAGAACGGAGAGUUUCUGUGUCCACUCUGUGAAUGUUUGAGCAACACAGUGAUCCCUCUGCUGCCCUCUACUCCCUCACCUGACAACAGUGUCGAUCAUCCCUCUCUGGAAGCUUGGAUCAACACAACCAAUCAGCAGAUCGCAACACUACACUCCGCCUACAGGAGGCAAACUGAUGGUGCAGCAGAGGAGGCGGAGCCUGAAGCUCCUGAAGGUUUCAGAGUGGACUUCACUCCACAGAGCUCGUUCUCCAGCAGCAUCAGUGAGAUGAUCAACACCUUCAGUCUGUCCACGUACAAGGUCACACUGAAACUCAACCCUAACGACGCCGACCCUCGAGUCCCUGUGCUCAGCUGGUUCACCUGUGCCUACACCAUCCAGAGUAUAGUGUGUGUCUUUGUAGAGCGCCUCCUGAUGGAUGAGGACAAGCCACUGUUUGGAAGUUUACCUUGUAGACAGGACGACUGUCUGAGUUCUCUCACUAGGUUCAGUUCAGCAUGUUGGACUGCAGCUCCACUGAAGACAACACACACACACUUCUUCAGACUGUUUAAAGCUCUGGUUCCAGACUCUCAGGAUGAAAACACUCCAUGUGUCAUUGACAUUGACAUGCUCCACCUGCUGGUUUACACUGUGUUGUCCUACAGCUCAGUAAAGAGUCUGGACCAAUGUGGUCGCAGUGGUGUUGACUCCGCCCACUUGCACAUCCUCCACCUGAUCAUUGUGGCUCACAUGGUUCAGAUUCUGCUCACGUCCACCACAGAGGAUGUGUGUAUGGAUCAGGACAGUGAAGGCUCAGAGGAGGAGGAGCUUACCUGUCGGCUCUAUGACACACUGAGGAAACACCUGGGCAGUGCGUUACCUGAAGUGACCUCUGGUUGGCAGUUGUGGCAUUGUGUCAAAGCCGCCAUCUUACCAUUCCUCCGAGCCGCCGCCCUCUUCUUCCACUACCUGAACUCUACAGCGCCCCCUGCUGACCUACUGGUAGCAGGUCCUGGUCAGUGGGAGGCGCUGUGCAGUUACCUGAGUCUGCCCUGCAACCUGCUGCAGGUUUACCAGAGCCAACACACACUAAUGGAGCUGCUCAUACACAGGUGGUGUUGUCAUCCAGGUGUGAAGCGGUCACUGCAGGGGGGCGGAGUCAUCGUCAGGUUCCCCAGAGAAUCAAACAGACUGAUCGAUCUUCCAGAAGAUUAUAGUGUCCUGAUCUACCAGGCGUCCAGCUUCACGUGUCCUCGUUCAGGUGGAGACAAGUCCCGCGCUCCGACCUUGUGUCUCGUGUGCGGCGCCAUGUUGUGUUCUCAGAGCUACUGUUGUCAGACAGAGGUGGACGGUGAAGACGUCGGCGCCUGCACCGCACACACCUUCACCUGUGGGGCGGGGCUCGGACUCUUCCUCAGAGUCAGAGAGAGUCAGGUGUUGUUUGUUGCAGGUAAAUCUAAAGGUUGUUUUUAUCCUCCUCCGUAUCUGGACAACUAUGGAGAAACUGACCAGGGACUCAAGCGCGGGAACCCCCUCCACUUGUGUCGGGAACGUUAUCGGAAGAUCGAGCGUCUGUGGCGACAGCACGGCAUCGCCGAGGUCAUAGGUCACGCUCAGGAGGCCAAUCAUACGCUCAUCACCAUCGACUGGCAGCACCUGUGAUGUUCAGCAUGGCUCCGCCCCCUCAUAAAGACGACGAGCAAAUGCUGUCAAGCUUUUGACCCCGCCCAUUUUUGUAUGCGUCAGCCAGUCAGCUUCCUGCAGCCUUCAGGGAUUUUUCACACCAAUCAGAGUGAGACAAGUGACGUGAAGCUCCGCCCACCUGAACAGGUGAAACACGUGAUCACCACUCGUCUCAGGUUGUGCUUUCGCUUUGCAUCAUGGGGGAAAUAUCUGGUUUAAGAAGCCGCCGCCCACUUUUCGGAUUGGAAAGAUGUUAAAUAGGAGUGUUUUUGUUUUUUUUCUGACGAUCAGCCAAUCACAGAGCUGCUGUGAUCGAGCAGCUGAUGGUUUUAAGGGUUUUUAUUUAAAAGUGUUUUUUAUUUGUUUCAGAACAGAAACACAUGUUGACGUCGGAGACAUUGUUUACGUUUUUUAAAUCGAUCGCGGAUGAGCUGAUGUGACGUCGUCGAUCACCUCUGACAUGUUAAUAUGUGAAUUCUUGUAUAAACGAGGAAAUGUACGAUAUUCUAGAAGAAUUAAAAACAAAAAAAUAAAUAAAAACUUGAAAAGGA
Solea solea (common sole) is the source of this 5915-nucleotide messenger RNA. It is a transcript of the gene ubr2, whose product is annotated as ubiquitin protein ligase E3 component n-recognin 2. The record is from RefSeq and is a predicted model, not a curated record. The transcript has 47 exons. NCBI's taxonomy places the organism in Eukaryota, Metazoa, Chordata, Actinopteri, Pleuronectiformes, Soleidae. Bases 16 to 5343 code for a protein of 1775 amino acids. Gene Ontology annotation, cellular component: ubiquitin ligase complex; cytoplasm. Gene Ontology annotation, molecular function: zinc ion binding; ubiquitin protein ligase activity. Gene Ontology annotation, biological process: ubiquitin-dependent protein catabolic process via the N-end rule pathway.